Maniola jurtina (meadow brown) is the source of this 1683-nucleotide messenger RNA. It is a transcript of the gene Vdup1, whose product is annotated as arrestin domain-containing protein 4. Gene Ontology annotation, cellular component: cytoplasm. Gene Ontology annotation, biological process: protein transport. NCBI's taxonomy places the organism in Eukaryota, Metazoa, Arthropoda, Insecta, Lepidoptera, Nymphalidae. The transcript has 6 exons. The coding region runs from base 527 to 1519 and encodes 330 amino acids. The record is from RefSeq and is a predicted model, not a curated record.
GUCAAAAUUAAAAAAAACUUUUUAAUUUAUGAAAAAAUUUAAAGCCUACAAAAAUUAAAUGCAUAAAUGUCUUGUAAUUUUGCGUGCCGAGUUCAUGAAAAAGUAAAAAUAAUUCAUACAAAGUAAUUUAUUAUUAUAAAUGUGUGGUGCAACUAUGAGUAAAUAGUUAUUUUUGACAAUAAAGCUUGUUUGUUUUGUUGGUAAAAAAGUUUUUCAACUUAGUGCCUGGUGGCCUUCAGAAAGUUAUUUAUUACUUAACACACGAGUUACGAGUACGACGCGUGUAGAAUUCAUUUAUAAUACGAUCCCAAGAAUUGGUUUCGUAACAGAAGGCUCUAAUGGUGUGCUUUUAUUUAAAUAACUUUUAAUCUUUUAGAAAACGCUUGCUCUUUUCAACAGUUUUAAACUUACAACUUUGCCCAACGAAAGUUUAUUUUCUUAUAUAUUAAUUAAAGUUAAUUACGUGAUACUUAACAUUAAAAAAUAUAAAUAAUUUUCUACAAGUAUAAAUCACACAUUAAAAAAAAUGCCCAGAAAGCUGCUGAAGUUUUUAAUAGUAUUCGACAAUACGUCGCUCCUCUAUUUCCCGGGUCAGUUUUUGUCCGGGAAAGUUCUAAUGGAGCUGCAGGAUGAUACGCCAGUGCUUGGUCUCCACUUCCAUGUGAUAGGAGAGGGAGUAGUGAGAGUGGGCUCCGGGAGACAUGAGAGGCUGUUUGACAAAGAGAACUACAUUGAUUUCAGGAUGCGCCUCCUUGGUGAACCAGGUCAUGCAGCAUCCAUUUUAUCACCUGGCAUACACAGCUUUCCAUUCAAGUUAGGUUUGCCGAUGGGCCUCCCGUCUACCUUCCUCGGCACACACGGCUGGGUGCAGUAUUACUGCAAGGCGGCACUGAGAGAACCCAAUGGAUUGACUCAUAAGAACCAACAAGUCUUUAUUGUUAUGAACCCCAUUGACUUAAAUUUGGAACCUCCAGUUUUAGCUCAAGAGUUCGAGCUGAGUGUGGAGCACAAGCUGGGCGUGGGCUGCGUAGGCGGCGGCACCGUGAGCUGCCGCGUGGCGCUGGACCGCGGCGCGUACGUGCCCGGGCAGAGCAUCGCGCUGUCCGCGCUCGUGGACAACCGCUCCCGCACGCACAUCCGCGCCACCCGCGCCGCACUCACAGAGACAAUCCAAUACAGCGCGCACGGGAAGGUCGCUGCCACGGAACGCCGCGAGCUGGCGCAACUGGCGCGGGGCAAGCUGCGCGCGGGCGAGGCGCAGCGCUGGCGCGCCGAGCUGUUGUACGUGCCGCCGCUGCCGCCCACCAAUCUACGCGGCUGCCACCUCAUAUCCGUGCAAUAUGACGUAUUUUUCAUCAUCGAACCGAAGAGCUUGGAGAAGGAAGUGAAGCUGCAGCUGCCGAUCUUGCUGGGCACGUACCCGUUCCGCGACGGCGACGCGGAGGCUCACCCGCCCACGCACUACCCCACCACGCUGCCCAUCUUCCGGCCCUGGCUGCACGACAAGCAGAAAGAGUGACGUUACUACUGGCUUCACAAACUACUGGCGUCUGCCGCCUACUAAAGAUUACAUAUUCCGUGACUAUUGCCAAGUUGUUGGCCUAUCGAUUAAAUUAAAAAGAAAAACGGGCCAAGUGCAAGUCAGACUCGCGCACCAAGGGUUCCAUACUCAGGUAUUUUUUC